GACCUGAGCAAGGGGGCGGGGUCGCCGCGCGGCUGGGGGGCGGCGUGGAUCCGGAGCUACCCGGAGGCCCAGGCGAGCGGAACUCUGAAGACACAAUCCAGCCUCUGCCCUUUUCUUCCUUAUUUAAAAGAAAACUGGUGGCUGUAAAAGGCCCUAUAGUCAAACUCAAUAUUUUUUCAGAAUCAUUUUUAUUGACAUAUACAACAGAAAGGCUAAACACAAAAAUGAGAAAAGUUGAUCUCUGCUUAAACUCUGAAGGAUCUGAAGUGAUUUUAGCUACAUCCAGCGAUGACAAACACCCACCUGAAAACAUAAUUGAUGGGAAUCCAGAAACAUUUUGGACCACCACAGGAAUGUUUCCCCAGGAAUUCAUUAUUUGUUUUCACAAACAUGUAAAGAUUGAAAAGCUUAUAAUUCAAAGUUACUUAGUGCAGACCCUGAGGAUUGAAAAGACCACAUCUAAAGAGCCAACUGGUUUUGAGCUGUGGAUCCAGAAAGAUUUAGUGCACACAGAGGGACAGCUUCAGAAUGAAGAAAUUGUGGCCCGCGAUGGCUAUGCCACUUACUUGAGAUUCAUUAUUUUAUCAGCCUUCGAUCAUUUUGCAUCUGUGCAUAGCAUUUCUGCAGAGGGAAUAGCAGUAUCAACGCUUUCUUAGUAACUAUAAUGAAGUGUUCUUACAUGAUUCUUAACAAUAUAUUUACUUCAACAUGAAAUUUUCACCAAAAUACGUUAUUAAAAGGAUUUGUGUCAAACU
Dipodomys spectabilis (banner-tailed kangaroo rat) is the source of this 755-nucleotide messenger RNA. It is a transcript of the gene Ift25, whose product is annotated as heat shock protein family B (small) member 11. The record is from RefSeq and is a predicted model, not a curated record. NCBI's taxonomy places the organism in Eukaryota, Metazoa, Chordata, Mammalia, Rodentia, Heteromyidae. The coding region runs from base 225 to 656 and encodes 143 amino acids. The transcript is spliced from 8 exons. Gene Ontology annotation, cellular component: intraciliary transport particle B; cilium; centrosome. Gene Ontology annotation, biological process: intraciliary transport.